AUGUAUUCUAAGCUUUCUUUAAGUACUUGGAAUAUAAAUGGUUUAAAAAAUUGUACGCUUGGUAAGAAACUAAGCAAUAGUGAUUUUAUAAAAAAUAUUGAAGAUCAUGAUUUAAUCUUUCUUGUUGAAACAUGGUCAAAUGACACUAACAGCAUUCCUGGUUUCAAGGCAAUAUCCACAGUCACGGCAACACCCAAGUCAAACUUUGCUUGCCGUUUGUCUGGUGGAAUUUCACUUUUGUUCAAAAUAGGACUUGAAACUUUUAUUUCUGUUGAAAAACGUACAAAAACAUCUUUAUGGUGUCGAAUAGACAGCACAAUCCUAGACUCCACAAAAGAUCUAUUCAUCUGUGGAGUCUAUAUUCCACCGGAAAGGUCAUCUUAUUAUGAUGAAGAAAUCUUUGAUGACCUUGAAAAUGACAUAGUUUAUUUCUCAAAAAAAGGAAAUGUUAUGCUGCUGGGGGACUUUAAUGCCCGUACCAGCAAACUUGAAGAUUUUGUCUCAAGCGAAGGAAAUACCUUCAUAAAUGACAUUACUGAAACCGCUUUCCAACCAAAAAUAAGGGAAAGUUUUGAUAGUUAUAUUAAUAAACAUGGAAAAAAUCUGAUUGAGAUCUGCAAAAGUUGCAACCUAAGAAUUCUGAAUGGUAGGACCCUUGGUGACUCAUUUGGUAAACCCACUUCACACAGUAAAAAUGGCUCAAGUGUGGUUGACUACAUAAUAUGUGACCAAGAACUAACCCAAUCCAUUGAAAACUUUAUUGUUAAACCUCCAACUUAUCUAUCUGACCAUCGUCAACUAGUGACAUGGAUUAAAAGAGCUCCCACUCAUGUCCCUCUCAGUGAGACUACUCACACGCAACAACCUAAAACACAUAAGCUUCCACCCCAAUUCAUAUGGGACAACGACUCAAUGAUUAAGUUUAAUAUCUAUAUGAUCGAAUUGGCAACAUUAUUUGACACUACAGCUAGAUGCUGA
Molecule: messenger RNA, 978 nt
Organism: Paramuricea clavata
Lineage: Eukaryota; Metazoa; Cnidaria; Anthozoa; Malacalcyonacea; Plexauridae
Source: the annotation of a GenBank genome assembly